AUGCCGACUUGUUACUACCCCGGGGGCAUCUUUGAGGAGCUUCCAGAGAUAUCUCCCGAGUUCCUGCGCUCUCCUGAUGUUAGUGGUCAAGCUUGGGAGAAUGUCGAGAAGACUCGAUCGACUCCUAACAGCGUGAAGAAACUUCUGAGGGAGCAUCACGGGCUCGGGAUAACCUUCUUGAUUCCCUCAGAGAGUCAAAGGCCUUGGUCGCCACCAAUCGGAUACCAAUGCGUCUACGAAUCCUAUUUCCGAGACGAGACAAAGCUUUGGUUUCCCAUACCUCGCCUGGUUACGUCGUAUGCGAGGCGUCGCAAUGCAGCGAUCAGUCAGUUUUUGAACGGUUCGUGGCGCAUUGCGGUUUCUCAAAUGAUUAUGGCUGCUGAAAUCGAUGUCUCGCUGAGUGUCCGUGCCUUUGAGGAGCUGACAUCCAUCAGCUCGUUAGAUGACGGGCUUCUGUCGAUCAAGAUGCGUCCAAGCUACAACGUGAUUGGGAAGCAUCCCAACAAGACGGCAGAUUGGCAGAGAUCGUACUUCUUUAUAAAGUGCGAUGACUCCGCCUUCGAAGACCCGCCAGAUGAACACUACCGUGUCUUAUGGAACACUUUGCUUGGUAGAUCAUCUUCGUUUGCCUCCGACCAUCCGACUUCUCGCGAUUAUCCGGAAGACUUUCUUUCGAGCGCACGUGCUGUAGCGAGACUUGCUCAAGAAAAUUGGGGGAAUAUUUCUUGGGAGAGGGUCCGCCGCUCUAUUGACCGUAUUUCUAGAAGGGACUGGGACUCGAGCCUCCUUCCUUCAGUUAACAAAAGCAAGAGACGGAUUUCGCUUUUUUCUCGGGAAGAACAAGAGAGAAUCAACGCGUCGAGAAGAAUGAAAGGACUCCCCGACUUGAGUGCUGUAAUGGCGAUGGAACUCGGUUUGACCCCGACCGAGCCACCAUCGUCUUCCAAUCCGUUGGUGGCUAGCGACGUGAAUCCUGCGAGCCUUGGCCAUCACGACUCCUCGUCUGUCGCUGCUGUUGUUGCUCCCAAGAAAAAGAGCAAAAAGAGGUCUCGCGACGCACCUUCCGUUGGGGAUGGUCUCGAAGCUCUUCCGGAGGAAGGCGACGACCCGGAGGUUGCGGAGCCGUCUUCAAGCAAGAAGAAGGAAAGGAAGCAACUGCCUUCGGAAGGGGAUAUUGAGAGCCGAGAAGUCGAGGCGGCUCGCCCUUCUGUUUUACUUCCUCUGGUCGACGAGGGUUCUCCCAACUUGGCCUUAGCGGAUGAUCCUCAGAACAUCUCUCCCGAAGCUCCGCUACAAAGGAAGAAGUCGAAGCGUUCAGAUGGUCAAGGAAUGAUCGGUCGCCAAGCUCCAUCUGUUGCUUCGCCGAGUCGCGAGGCGUCGGUUCCCGGUUCAUCGUCUGGCGGCGUUCCGGCUGUUAGGAAGACCCCGAGGGUCGACUUUCCAGAUCGUGUUUUGUUCGACUAUGAUGGACCGACUCCGCUUAUCUACUCUCCGCAGCGAUGUACAGAGCUAGUCAGUCAGAUCAAAUGCGGUCCAAAACCUUUCCCGCCGGUUGCUGACUUGAUUUUUAAGGACGAGUAUAUCGACUCUGCUUGCACUAAACUGUUGAGCGAUGGAGUCUCGAACUUUGUCAUCGAGAAAUAUGACUCUGCGCUGAAAGAAGCUCUUGCCGAGUCUGAAGAGCUGAAGAAGAAAGUCUUGCGCAAGAGUAGACUUCUCCGUCGUAGAAGGGCGGAAUGGCAAGAGAAGUUCGAGAGGAUGGCGGUGAAGCGAGAUCGUGCGGUCGCUCGGAGGAAGGCCCACCAGAAACGAGCUGACGCAGCCGAGGAGGAGCUUUCCGUUGCUCGCUCCUCUAUUGAAAUUUUGGAGCGUCGAAAGGGGGAGCUUAUGGAGGAUUUGGGGGUGAAGACUGCGCAGUAUAAGAAAGAGUUGGACCGUCUUAGGGAUUCGCGUGUUUACGAGGUCACGAAAGAGAGGGUGAGGGUUGAGACCGAAAUGAUCGCGAAAUCCAACAAGCAUUUUGCCAACUUGCGCGAAUGGUGGACUCGCUACGGGCCUUUCGACACGGCGCAGUUACUUCAGAGUCAAGCGUUUGGGACUAAGAACUGUCUCGAGGCUCUAAGGGCCGGCGGUCGCGACAUUCCGCAGGAGACCAUCGAUAUGUUCGUCGCCCGCGAGAAGCAGUUCGAAGAAGAAGCCACGAAGCUCAACCCGGGCGAGAUUCCUGCGGGCGACUUGGCUCUCUCCCCACUUCGGCUUGAUUACCAGUUUGUCGAUAUGCGAGCCUUCGUGGGUCUUGAUCCGCAUGGAUCCAACGCUGACUUGAUUGAUCCGCAGGCUGCCUCGGUACUCCGGAGUUCCGCUAAUCCUUCUGCAGCCUCGACUGCUCCGUCUCAUUCCGAGGGGGAAGAAUCAUUGAGAACUGACGCGCCGGCUCGCUCUUCUGAUGUUGCUUGCCAAGGAUCCAAACCUGCUGAGGGCGCAGUCGAUAAAGAGGUUCUUGACAUUUCCGAUUCUUCUGCCUCGAACCCUGAAGGCAACCAGGGCGACAAGUCGGACAACGAUGUCGGCGAGGAGGUUAGCAAGGAACCUAUUGGGGAGACGACUGAUCCCGUGACUCGCCUUUCGGAGAGCCAGCCUGAGGUUAAUGAAGAUGGAGCGUCGACUCGGAGCGAGGAUGCUAAUGCGAGUCAGUUGGUGCAUGCUGAUCUUUCUGAGCCGUCUCUCGACGGUGGAAGCCUCGUGCAGGAGCAGAUCGAAAACCCAGGAGAAUAA
This is a messenger RNA of Brassica rapa (field mustard), 2775 nucleotides long. RefSeq names its product meiosis-specific protein ASY2-like. Lineage: Eukaryota; Viridiplantae; Streptophyta; Magnoliopsida; Brassicales; Brassicaceae. The record is from RefSeq and is a predicted model, not a curated record.